This is a messenger RNA of Prunus armeniaca (apricot), 411 nucleotides long. The record is from the annotation of a GenBank genome assembly. NCBI's taxonomy places the organism in Eukaryota, Viridiplantae, Streptophyta, Magnoliopsida, Rosales, Rosaceae.
AUGUUCUUUGCUUCGCCAGCUCACCCCCAAUCGAACGGACAGGUCGAAGCAAUGAAUAAAAUUGUCAAGAAGCUAUUGAAACGGCAGCUUGACAAAGCCAAAGGAGCCUGGUCGGAAAAACUUCCAGAGGCGUUAUGGGCCAUCCGGACAUCUUAUCGAACGGCAACUGGGGAAACACCGUUCUCCAUGGCUUUCGGCUCGGAAGCGGUAGUCCCAGUAGAAAUCGAAGAGCCUUCCUACCGAACGGAAGCUUUCACACCGAAAGCGAAUGAGGAAGCGCUCGCCUUGAGCCUCGACCUGCUCGAAGAACGCCGAGCACAAGCCAACCUUCGGAACGAAGCUUACAAGCAACGUGUCUCUCGGUACUAUGACUCCAGGGUCAGAUCCCGCUCUUUCCGAAUCGGAGAUUAG